AUGUCACGCGUACAAAUCGCCGCCAACUACACGCGCAUCCUAGCACAGUGGCCAAAGGAUGUGCUGAGACCAGAGACCAACUUCAGCAAGGUCCUGGAGAAGCGCGUGCAGACCCCACCAAUUCCGUUCCGAGACGAGGAGAAGGAGAUUAAAGCUGCACAACUACUCUUGGGGAACAGAUUCAGCAAUCAAACGAAGUUACCACAAAGCCUGCUACGGCCCUACAGCAAUCCACAGCAUUAUGACGUUCUCAAGCGCGAACUAGAGGAGAUGCCGAACCGGACAUGGCUCCAAAAUUUCCUCAAGAGACUUCAGAAUAUGGUCCGGUUUCAGUGA
Molecule: messenger RNA, 336 nt
Organism: Dissoconium aciculare CBS 342.82
Lineage: Eukaryota; Fungi; Ascomycota; Dothideomycetes; Mycosphaerellales; Dissoconiaceae
Exons: 2
Coding region: 1-336 (111 amino acids)
Biological process (GO): mitochondrial respiratory chain complex III assembly
Cellular component (GO): mitochondrion; Cbp3p-Cbp6 complex
Molecular function (GO): ribosome binding
Source: RefSeq, a predicted model, not a curated record